Mizuhopecten yessoensis (Yesso scallop) is the source of this 2829-nucleotide messenger RNA. Its product is annotated as probable serine/threonine-protein kinase clkA. The transcript has 2 exons. Bases 1 to 2829 code for a protein of 942 amino acids. The record is from RefSeq and is a predicted model, not a curated record. NCBI's taxonomy places the organism in Eukaryota, Metazoa, Mollusca, Bivalvia, Pectinida, Pectinidae.
AUGGCAGUGACGCGGCGGUUCCUAACAUCGCGGGGGGCAAAUACCAGUCCUAGCGGAAACCAUAACGGCAACUUAAGAACCAGUCCUAGCGGAAACCAUAACGGUGACUUAAGAACCAGUCCUAACGGAAACCAUAACGGCGACUUAAGAACCAGUCCUAGCGGAUACCAUAACGGCGACUUAAGAACCAGUCCAAGCGGAUACCAUUACGGUCACUUAAGAACCAGUCCUAGCGGAUACCAUAACGGUGACUUAAGAACCAGUCCUAGCGGAUACCAUAACGGCGACUUAAGAACCAGUCUUAGCGGAUACCAUAACGGCGACUUAAGAACCAGUCCUAGCGGAUACCAUAACGGCGACUUAAGAACCAGUCCUAGCGGAUACCAUAACGGCGACUUAAGAACCAGUCCUAGCGGAUACCAUAACGGCGACUUAAGAACCAGUCCUAGCGGAUACCAUAACGGCGACUUAAGAACCAGUCCUAGCGGAUACCAUAACGGCGACUUAAGAACCAGUCCUAGCGGAUACCAUAACGGCGACUUAAGAACCAGUCCUAGCGGAUACCAUAACGGCGACUUAAGAACCAGUCCUAGCGGAUACCAUAACGGCGACUUAAGAACCAGUCCUAGCGGAUACCAUAACGGCGACUUAAGAACCAGUCCUAGCGGAUACCAUAACGGCGACUUAAGAACCAGUCCUAGCGGAUACCAUAACGGCGACUUAAGAACCAGUCCUAGCGGAUACCAUAACGGCGACUUAAGAACCAGUCCUAGCGGAUACCAUAACGGCGACUUAAGAACCAGUCCUAGCGGAUACCAUAACGGCGACUUAAGAACCAGUCCUAGCGGAUACCAUAACGGCGACUUAAGAACCAGUCCUAGCGGAUACCAUAACGGCGACUUAAGAACCAGUCCUAGCGGAUACCAUAACGGCGACUUAAGAACCAGUCCUAGCGGAUACCAUAACGGCGACUUAAGAACCAGUCCUAGCGGAUACCAUAACGGCGACUUAAGAACCAGUCCUAGCGGAUACCAUAACGGCGACUUAAGAACCAGUCCUAGCGGAUACCAUAACGGCGACUUAAGAACCAGUCCUAGCGGAUACCAUAACGGCGACUUAAGAACCAGUCCUAGCGGAUACCAUAACGGCGACUUAAGAACCAGUCCUAGCGGAUACCAUAACGGCGACUUAAGAACCAGUCCUAGCGGAUACCAUAACGGCGACUUAAGAACCAGUCCUAGCGGAUACCAUAACGGCGACUUAAGAACCAGUCCUAGCGGAUACCAUAACGGCGACUUAAGAACCAGUCCUAGCGGAUACCAUAACGGCGACUUAAGAACCAGUCCUAGCGGAUACCAUAACGGCGACUUAAGAACCAGUCCUAGCGGAUACCAUAACGGCGACUUAAGAACCAGUCCUAGCGGAUACCAUAACGGUGACUUAAGAACCAGUCCUAGCGGAUACCAUAACGGUGACUUAAGAACCAUUCCUAACGGAUACCAUAACAGUGACUUAAGAACCAGUCCUAGCGGAUACCAUACAUUUUUAUGUAACGACGACUUAAGAACCAGUCCUAGCGGAUUCCAUAACGGCGACUUAAGAACCAGUCCAAGCGGAUACCAUUACGGUCACUUAAGAACCAGUCCUAGCGGAUACCAUAACGGUGACUUAAGAACCAGUCCUAGCGGAUACCAUAACGGCGACUUAAGAACCAGUCUUAGCGGAUACCAUAACGGCGACUUAAGAACCAGUCCUAGCGGAUACCAUAACGGCCAUUUAAGAACCAGUCCUAGCGGAUACCAUAACGGCGACUUAAGAAUAAGUCCUAACGGAUACCAUAACGGCGAAUUAAGAACCAGUCCUAACGGAAACCAUAACAGUGACUUAAGAACCAGGCCUAGCGGAUACCAUAACGGUGAUUUAAGAACCAGACCUAGCGGAUACCAUAACGGCGAAUUAAGACCCAGUCCUAGCGGAUACCAUAACGGUGAUUUAAGAACCAGUCCUAGCGGAUACCAUAACGGUGACAUAAGAACCAGUCCUAACGGAUACCAUAACAGUGACUUAAGAACCAGUCCUAGCGGAUACCACAACGGUGACUUAAGAACCAGUCCUAGCGGAAACCAUAACGUUGACUUAAGAACCAGUCCUAUCGGAUACCAUAACGGCGACUUAAGAACCAGUCAUAACGGAAACCAUAACGGUGAUUUAAGAACCAGUCCUAGCGGAUCCCAUAACGGUGACUUAAGAAGCAGUCCUAGCGGAAACAGUAACGACGGCUUAAGAACCAGUCCUAACGGAUACCAUAACAGUGACUUAAGAACCAGUCCUAGCGGAUACCACAACGGUGAUUUAAGAACCAGUCCUAGCGGAUACCAUAACGGUGACUUAAGAAGCAGUCCUAGCGGAAACCGUAACGACGGCUUAAGAACCAGUCCUAACGGAUACCAUAACCGCGACUUAAGAACCAGUCCUAGCGGAUAUCAUAACGGACUGUUAGUCCUCUCAGUCACUACACUAUAUGACGAAGUAGCAUUAUUAAGAUACAUAGACAAAAAGGAGGCGUUUCUUGCCAAAUGGACAAAUGCUGUUUUGGAAGAAGAAAUCUCCAUGAGUUUCGUCGAGGUGGAAGUUUACAAGCAAAUUUCGGGAGAAAUAUUGAAGGACUUGCUGACUAUUCACCAUUGCAUCUGUAGCUACAGGGUAAGAAUGGAAAAUCUGGAUAACGCGGCGACGUACGCAAUCACUAAAGCCGCGUUUGGAAAGAUGAAACGCCUUGUCAACGAUCUGAACAGAAGACUAGAAAACAUGAGAAGUGAGAAGUGUUAG